GUCAAAUCAUACCCAAGAAGCUAGAUCGUGCUCUCUUCAUCUUAUAUUUACAGAGGUUUUUAUUUGAUGUUGAUGAGGUAGUCGUACUACAGGAGGUUGUUGAUAGAAGGUGGAAGCGUCGAUAGAAAAAUAUAUGAUAGAUCGCCAGCUGCGGGCGCAGCCGGUGAUAUGUAUUUAACGGAUGCGGGCGCAGCCGGUGAUAUGUAUUUUUUUUGCGUUAAACGUAAUCGUAGGGGCCUUGCGACAAUAAGUUCGUUAGUUCAUUUACGUCCUAUACGAAAACGAGUGCAACACCAACAAACAACAAGCGUCAAUCAUAUUUACUUAUAUAAUUGUGAGGAACGACAGCGAGCGACAGAGAGACGAAGGGCGCCGCAGCAUCAUGGCUCCCACACCUAGUGCGCGUUCUGGCGCCGAUGAGGACGAUACUUUUGCUGACGAUCUGAAGAAGCUGACGUCGGUUCGUGAAAGGAUUAUGGCACAGAACGUUCAGGCUGCUGCAAACUGCAAUGGGGAUGACCUGAAAAGCAUGGACUUGCUUCCCGGUUUCACGUCGACCGAGCCACGCGCGACACCGUGCCGACCACCGCUUCCGAAGGCCAGCUUUUUCGGUCCGGUUUCAGGUCGCAGCAGGCGGACGUCACUCACCGGUGCGUCGAGUAACGCUGCCAGUUCCUCCGCAGCGUCUUUGCACGAAAUGAAGCAACCUCCACCAGGAACAGGCACUGCUAGCAGUGGAUCCAUGAGUAGCCGACGAGGCACUUAUGAGUCCCGGUUCAAAGCCAGUAGGCUUGGCGGGAAUAAUCAUGUUCAAGCUGUAAGCGGCAGCGGUGGCAGAACACCGGAUCAAAGCGAAGGGGAGAGCGAUAUUUUGGACGAUUUUGGUUUCGAGCGUGUUGACGCCGAAGGCUUAACGGCCCAGGACAGGCAAGACCUGGCAGAACUGCGCGAUAUCGCUCGUGGCAACGGCCCACUUCCAAUGCCCGCCUUCUACGCCAUCGAUCCGGACUGUGCAAACUACCGCAAAGCGGUUUCUCUGGAAGAGGUUUUGGAAGUCCGCCAAAAGCUAGCGCAUCCUGAAACGGAAGUAAACGGUACUUUUACAGUUACUCGAUGGCUGACAGAGCAGGCUUGACAUGUUUCGAAACUCAAGAUGAAAUCCAUCUCUCAUGUUUGUGUGUUUUGUUGUUUCCUAAUCGAAGUUAUUAGUAAGUACCACAACCACAUUCAUUUGUAUUGUCUUAAUCUUUUGAGGGUCGUACUUGUCAAAGCAGAUAAUGUUGAGGCACUACAUCAUGAUCAUGUUUGCUGACAACCAGCUCUGAUCUGUUGUUGUUGAAGGAUAAUCCAUUGCAACCACAACUGAAGAUAGAAGUGAACUUUCUUGUCACAAUUCCCCACACUCGCAACGACAGGUGAGGAGACCAUGUCGCAGCAGCUGCAGCUAGGUCGCCUUCUAAUGUCUCUGAAUCGGACGGAGGAAGCGUAUUUGCGGCAGAUGCUUCCCGUCGAGGCGUUUGAGGGGCGGCGGGUCGGUGGGCGGAAACUUCCACCGGAAUGCGCGAAGGAACUCCGAGUUGAACGCUUAUCCCGGUGCGGGUCCUCGGCAAGCUGUUCGCGCUCGAUAUCUAAGGACAACGCAACCAGCAUUUCCGAAGAUGAAGCAGUGCCCGGUGGCCCCGAAGAUGCCUCUCCCGCGGUCCCAUUCUUCGAAAGGCGCAACAGCCCGCUUCAGCACGGCCUGCCAAAUAGUGGUCUCCCCUACCAUACGUCUCAAAACAUCAAUGAGUGUGAUGGCGCUGUUUAUUCCAAGUCAAAGCCCAAGCACGGUGCUAGAACAAAAGAAGUUCUAGUGAAGCUUCUCCGUUCUUGGCCCCUGCGGCAUCGAAAAGGCCUGCGCGCGCUGCUCAAAGCAUUCCGCAAGGUAGACCAAAAUCCUGGAAACGAGUUUUAUCGUCGUUUGCGCGUCUCCAAGCUGCUCGCCGUUGUCUUUGAAGACGAAGCUAUCCAACCAGAAAGCCGCCAAUUGCUCUCACAAUUUUUGCGAAAUCUCGGAUGGGAGUUGGUUACAACUGCUGGCAAAGUCAGCGAUCAUGAUCAUCAGAAACCCGGUGGCAACACCCGACCAAGCACAGCCGGCGACAGUGAUGGUAAACAACUUCAGGACCAGAGAUUUAUCCUCGAACUGUCUGAUGGCAAAGGCGGAGGAGGAUGCGACAGUUCUAGCAGCAUGUUGUCUUUGCACUUAGCCAUCCGAUACAUGGAAGUUCUUUUGGAUGGCCAUCAUGACCCAUCCACCUUAUGCUCUGCGAGGACCGGCACGCUAACAAGCUGUAGCAGCAAAAACGAAAAUCAAACGCGCUCAGCAAGAGUAGCUGCGCUGCGCGAAGAAGUGGAACGCGCGUUACUAGUGUCGAGUGGUCAAAAAUCGACGGAGAAAUGUACCUCCGGGCAAAAAAGAGGCAGCAGUUAUGCCAACGCAGGCAGUUCAUUUUCCCCGCUCUGUCGUGCGAUGGCAGCCUCAUCGUCAUCACUGGUCGAGUCUGGAUUACCUCACAAUGUGUGCCAGCUCGUUCAUUCUUGGGCUAUUGGGAACCCGAAGUCGUCUACUCAAGCGUCUUCUUUGACGACCAAUGCAUAUCACAUUGCGACUACCCUUGCGUUGGGUGAAAGCUGCGGAAACCUCCAGCCAGAUCCGAAGACAGAGCUCCGGAGCCUGCUUCGGGAGUCCAGAGAGCAACUCGCAACCACGAACAGCAGAUCUAUCUCUGCAACAGCUGGCGCAGGUUUGUCUCCGACCUCAGCCGCACGAGCAGCAGCGGCGGCAGCUGUGGCGUGGAACGCAUGGUUUACCGACCGUCUGUGUGCCUUAGCCUCUUCGACCGACCAAUCGAAUGCUCUUCGUGUUCGCUGGGAAUUGCUGAGAGUCGCUAUUUUCAACGCACCGGAACCGACAAACAUAAGGGGCAAGCUGAUCGGGCUCCUUCAAAAGCUUGCAACAUGUAAGUUAUCGAACAUCAAAACAGCGGAAGAGGAAAAACUUAUGCAAGCAAAGUUUCGGGAAGUUAUGAGGAGGCAGGAAAACGCAUCGCUUUGUAAAAAUACGGGGGCGAGAGCAAGUGAAGGCAGCACUGGCGAUGCCUCCUUACUAGACUCUGCGAACGCGUUGCUCGAGCGAUUGUCAAAGACAGUGGACUGCGGCAUGAUGCAUGCGGAGGAAACAUUCGGGUCCGAAUCGAAGACGAGCGAUGGGGAUGGGAACGAGCAGCGCGACCAAGAGCAGGUGAACGACUCGAGGGACGACGACACCACGCUAUCAAGUGCGUUGCGCCUUCUCGGCUUGUCCGCUUUACCGCAAUCUUUUGCAGAUCUCCGCAAAGCCUAUCGAGAGCGGUGUCUUCAGUGUCAUCCGGAUAAGGCAGGGGGUUCAAAAGAGGCGUUUCAGCGCAUGCAUCAGGCUUUCCUGUGUCUUCGCGAACAACUUACACCAGCGAUGCACGUUUCAUUCUCGACGGAAGACACAACAACCGCAGAUGAAAAGAACCAGGACCGAAGUAGUAAACCUGCACAGAGGAGCACAGGUGAUAACUCAUCUGGGCGCGAUGCUGGAAAUGACAAACACGAAGAGCGCGAACCGUCAAAGUUGCAGAAGCAUGCGGAAUUUGUCUCUGGACUCAUCAGCACAGUUGUAAGCGCGAUUGAUUUGAAGCUCGCUCUGCGCGUUGUGUCACUGGUCGUGGAAGCAGCCACAGAAUUUUGCACGCUUCUGCGGGAGGAGAGCGAUUCCGCGUUGCAAGAGAGCUUCCGUCUGGAACAUGCCUUUUUCAGCCGAGAGUGCGGAUUUGAGGCUGUUGCCGCCUACCGGGCGGCUGACAUCGUCGACGGCAUGCGUUUACAAGUCACGGCAACAGCCGAAGAGGCUCAAAAGUUCUUGCGGGCCACGACGCAGAAACAUGCAGAAGCUGAGCUGCUGGAGAGAGAAAUUUACAGUCUGCUGGCUGGUAGUGUAGUCCGUUUACAGAAUUGCAUCACUCAUGCAGCAGAACGCUGCGAACGUGCCACAUCAAUGCUCGACCAGGUCAGACGCUUAUCGUCGAGCAGCAACAAAGACUGCUCUAAAGGCUACUCAUCAUCUUCAGACGCGAAAAAUGCAAGUGCACUCCCUGGGCCUGGGAAAGGCAUGAUUCGGGAUCCAAAUCCACCUUCCACAGAUGAAGAGCAAGCUGCUUCAACCACAGCAUCCGAGAACGAAAUCGCAGCAUCCACUAGCGCGACUCUACGCAAGUCCGACGAGCCUCCUCCUCAGUCUUCAACUUCAUCUGAGGCCGAUGUAAUUCGUGUUGUAAGACUAUUGCAAACCUACAUCAAUCAAUUUUCCCAAGCGCAGUGGAUUCGGGCGGAAGAUAUUGAAUUUAAGCAGCUCCAACGCGCGGCCGGAUGGUCCGACGACGACCUUUUUUCGGCUUUUCGAAGAUUCAUCAUAGAAGAAACCAAAAUCGCGCAGCAGACCCCGGGAUCGACGAACCGACGACCUCAGUGGCUUGAGUACGUCUUCUCCCGUGAUCGUGAUACGCAUGAAGAGAGUGCCUCUGCUUCGCAGAGAUGCGACUUACCUGGCGCCGAUGUAUACCACCGCCGAGCACUUCUGCGGUACCUACUCGCAAAAGAUCACUCGCGGUUUGUCGCGGUGCUAGCAUCCUGCGGCAUUAGUGCUGACAAUGACAUCGAGUUUUCAAAUUUUUGAACUACGCUUUUGAAACUUUGUGUUGCACCAGAUCUUUCUCUUUCCGGAAGGGACAAAUGAAUAAGGUUGAUAUCUCAACAGGCAGUGUGACUACAAGCUAGGAUCACAUAUGAUUGAAAACGAGACGAGAGCCCAUAUUUCAUUUACCCAACUUUAGCGGCAAAACUGCUCUAU
Amoebophrya sp. A25 is the source of this 4918-nucleotide messenger RNA. The record is from the annotation of a GenBank genome assembly. NCBI's taxonomy places the organism in Eukaryota, Dinophyceae, Syndiniales, Amoebophryaceae.